AUGAUGAGGCGCGUCGCACACUGACCGAGACCGAGUAUCAGGCGUCGGGCUCGGUGUCCGUGAUCAGCAUGCCCGGAGAAGGCUCCAGUUCUGGCUCCGCGCUCUCUUCUCACCCGGAGGCGGAGGACGGGAAAGUUUCUCCUGUGGUUUGUGGAGAUGACCUGUCCAGCCGGUAUCUCCUGGACGGGCUAAGCUCCAGCCGGUAUUUCAUGCAGACGCAGGACUCCCCCAGCCCGUGCUCCCUGUUCCCGUAUAGCGGGCAGACUGGAGCCGUGUACGCCGGGUCGGACGGGUCCCGGUACUCGGCUUCGCUUCACUACGGCUCCGUGCUUCCCUCCGCCGGCUUCUGCCAGUCUCUGUGCGCCGGCCGCGGUGACUUCAGCCCGGGCUAUCAUCAGUUCGGUCACGCUGCGGGAAACGGCUACAGCCCGUACCAGGGCUCGGGCUCCGGCUCCGUAGCGCUGCCCGGUGCGGCUCUGCGGGCGCAGGUGUAUCUCUGCAACCGGCCGCUGUGGCUAAAGUUUCACCGGCACCAGACCGAGAUGAUCAUUACCAAACAGGGCAGGCGCAUGUUCCCGUUCCUCAGCUUCAACAUGACGGGUUUGAGUCUGUCUGCACACUAUAAUGUGUUCGUGGAGAUUGUUCUGGCAGACCCGAACCACUGGAGGUUUCAGGGCGGGAAAUGGGUGACCUGCGGGAAAGCCGACAAUAACAUGCAGGGAAAUAAGAUUUACAUGCACCCGGAAUCUCCAAACACCGGCGCUCACUGGAUGAGGCAGGAGAUAUCUUUCGGCAAACUCAAACUGACCAAUAACAAGGGCGCGAACAUCAACACUUCACAGAUGAUCGUCCUGCAGUCUCUGCAUAAGUACCAGCCGCGGCUCCACAUCGUGGAAGUGUCAGACGAGCGAAGUGAGCGAGACCCAAACACUCAGAUCUUCAGCUUCCCGGAGAACCAGUUCAUCGCGGUUACAGCCUACCAGAACACUGAUAUCACUCAGCUCAAGAUCGACCACAAUCCAUUCGCUAAAGGCUUCAGAGAUAAUUACGAUUCCAUGUACACCCUCCCAGACCGAGAGCGCCUGACGCCAUCACCUGCAGACUCCCCCCGAGCGCAGCAGAUGGUCCCGAACGCUCGAUACGCCGUCCAGCCGUUCCUGCAGGAGCAGUUCGGCAGUUUGACCCAGCGCUCAGUGACCCAGCCCAGCAGCGUGGAGGACCCGGCGCAGCGCUGGCUGAUCUCACAGAACAGCAGUAAACUGGAGCUGACGGCGUACGAGGGCGAGUACUCCAGCUCUCUGCUGCCCUACAGCUUCAAGUCUCUCCCACUGCAGAGCUACUAUCCCGACACUGCCUUCAGCUGGGGGACCAGAGUCUCCGCCGGCUCCUCGUUGCCCAGGAAACUGCCCUCCGGCCUGCCCUGGUCUCCCCGGCCCAGUCCCACAGACUUCAGUGAAGAUCCGGAGAAACCCAGAGAGGAGAACAGCCCGUUCUGCUGGAUGGAGAAGCCGUCAGACUCCGCAGAGCCCAGCAUUUACUCAGUGGUGUGCAGUAAGAGACGCCGGCUCUCAGGAGACGCUCCCGCUGGCAAGACUGAAGAGCAGAACUUUCACAAAGACUCUCCAUCUGCAGCCAAAGCCAUCGGCUACUACGCCUUCUACACCAGCAGCUAGAGACACUCGCUCGAGGGGUUUAAAGAGACAAGACACGCUAAUGUGAAGAUUCUGUGUUUAAAGGGAUAGUUCAGGCAAAGAUGACGAGUCUGUUCAAAUGGACAUGCAAAAAUACAGAUUCUGUUCUUAAAGGGACAGUACACGCAAAAAAGAGAAAGGAUAGUUCACCCGAAAAUCUUGUGUUUAAAGGAACAGUACAACAAUCUUUAGGGUUUAUAUAAUAUAUUAUUUAUACAAUAAUUAUGAUUCUGGUUUAACAGGGUUUCUGCAGG
Danio aesculapii is the source of this 1945-nucleotide messenger RNA. RefSeq names its product eomesodermin homolog b (gene eomesb). Gene Ontology annotation, biological process: CD8-positive, alpha-beta T cell differentiation involved in immune response; endodermal cell fate specification; mesoderm formation. The record is from RefSeq and is a predicted model, not a curated record. NCBI's taxonomy places the organism in Eukaryota, Metazoa, Chordata, Actinopteri, Cypriniformes, Danionidae. Gene Ontology annotation, molecular function: DNA-binding transcription factor activity, RNA polymerase II-specific; RNA polymerase II cis-regulatory region sequence-specific DNA binding. Gene Ontology annotation, cellular component: nucleus. The transcript is spliced from 6 exons. The coding region runs from base 69 to 1673 and encodes 534 amino acids.